CCUUAGCCUAUUGAUCAUCUUGACGAUCUUCAUCCUUCAUCCAUCCCAUCCGAUUUUAGGUUUUAUCAACUGAAAAUGGUACUUUGUAUGUGGAAUUUACGUGGUCCUCAUCUGAUUGCACCCGACCUUGAUAAAGAUUACAAUGGUCAUGACAAUUUCUUCACUUUAAAAAUACAUCAUGGUGGAUUUUUUUCAAAGUUCCCAGGAAGAAAGUACGUUGAGGGAAGGUUGGCAUUCUAUGACUUUGUUGACACUGAUCUUUUUUCAGUUCAUGAUCUAAAUGACUUGAUUCGUGAGAUAGGGUAUUCUGCGGAUGACACAAUGUACUAUCAUUAUAGAAUUCCUAAUCUAGACUUAGAUUUUGGAUUGAAGGCUCUAGGAAAUGAUCAAGACGUCAUAUCUAUGACUCAAUUUGUCCCUCAAAACAGAGUGAUUAAUGUGUACGUUGAACAUGGUUCUACAAGACUUCAUACUUACUUCAUGUCCCCAAGUAAAGUUGUUAUUGAGCAACUAGAUGAUGAUCCUUCUCCUGAGCUUAAUAGGAUUAGGCCUAAGAAGAAGGGAAUUAGUUCGUGUAGCAAGAAAUUAGACAUGAAUGUCCCAUUUAUAGAAUCAACUAAUCAAGCUCAGAGAGAAGAUGGUGUGUAUGAUUUUUCCAUGUCCCUAGUUCCUUUUGAGCCAAACAAACAAGACAUGGUUAAUGAGUUUAAGGAUGAUUCGUAUUUCCUUGUACCAGAAGAAACUGAUACAAUGCAAGAAAUUACAGUUGAUAUUAAUUGCCAGAAUCAUAGGGAAAUGCUAGAUGAUUUUGAGCCUUUUAGUAGUGAUGGAUAUCAGAAUAUAGGUGAGUUUGAAAGAGAGGUUGAAGCUGAAGAAGAAGAAGAUGAAGAAGGGCAUGCAUAG
Messenger RNA from Lactuca saligna, 903 nucleotides. The record is from the annotation of a GenBank genome assembly. Lineage: Eukaryota; Viridiplantae; Streptophyta; Magnoliopsida; Asterales; Asteraceae.